AUGAGAGAUAGGUUGCUUGUAUUGUUAUUACUCGGUGUAGGGGUUAUCAAAGUAUACGAGGAGUACGAUGAGGAAGAAAAAGAUGAACGUGACCCUAUGGAACUAAUUAAACAUAAGCAUAGUAAAAGGGAUUUGGAUUCUGUUGAAAAAACUGUCUCAAGCCCAAUACCAAUUGAAGAAGAAACAAUUGAAGCAACAUCUAGGGGCCUAUCACCUAGACUGCGAGUUAAGUGCAAAGAUAUCGAAGACGAAUGUUCUUGCAAACGACUCUUGUGUUUUGGCCCAAAUAGCUGUGAGCGGAUAAACAGCUAUCCAACCGAAGUACUCCCAGGCAAUGCCACGGAAUUUGUGUGGUUACAUCGCUGUCGCCAAACAUAUUUAAUGGGACAGAAUUUGUGCGAAUGCAAGCGACUAUUAUUCCAUAAGGAGGAUGUCAAGUGGCUGACUCCAGAGUCUACAAGCUUGUCUUUAUUACAGCUUUGA
Schistosoma bovis is the source of this 483-nucleotide messenger RNA. The record is from the annotation of a GenBank genome assembly. NCBI's taxonomy places the organism in Eukaryota, Metazoa, Platyhelminthes, Trematoda, Strigeidida, Schistosomatidae.